UGUUCGUGUGGACACGAGUCGGUGCUGUCUCUUUAAGGCUCCGUCUGCUUCGUAUCGAUCAAUCCUCCAUUUUCCAGCAGUCGCUCCGGCAGCGCGAGCCCGAACAGAACCAGUCCAGCACCGGAGAGGUUCCGGCCGCCAUGGCCGCCAACAUGUACCGGGUCGGAGAUUAUGUUUAUUUUGAGAACUCGUCCAGUAACCCACUGCUGAUCAGGAGGAUAGAGGAGCUGAACAAGACAGCCAAUGGGAACGUGGAGGCCAAAGUGGUGUGUUUCUACCGGCGCAGGGACAUCUCCAGCACGCUCAUCGCUCUGGCAGACAAACACGCACGGGAGCUGGAGGAGGAGAUGGAGAAUUCUGAGAUGGUGGACCUCCCAGAGAAACAGAAACACCAGCUGAGACACCGGGAGCUGUUUCUGUCCCGCCAGCUGGAGUCCCUGCCAGCAACGCACAUCAGAGGAAAGUGCUGCGUCACACUUCUGAACGAAACCGAAGCCCUGAAGUCCUACCUGGACAGAGAGGAUGCCUUCUUCUACUCGCUGGUGUAUGACCCUCAGCAGAAGACCCUGCUGGCUGAUAAGGGGGAGAUCCGCAUUGGGAACAAAUACCAGGCUGACAUCACCGACCUCCUAAAAGAAGGUGAAGAUGACUGUAGAGACCUGGCCAAACUGGAGCAGAAGGUCUGGGACCCCAGCAGCUCGCUAACAGAGAAACAGAUCGACCAGUUUUUAGUAGUCGCUCGGUCAGUGGGGACGUUUGCCAGAGCUUUGGACUGCAGCAGUUCUGUCCGGCAGCCGAGCCUCCACAUGAGCGCAGCUGCAGCCUCCAGAGACAUCACUCUGUUUCACGCUAUGGACACCCUCCACGCUAACAGCUACGACAUGACUCGAGCCAUUGCAGCGUUGGUGCCUCAGGGGGGGCCUGUCCUCUGCAGGGAUGAAAUGGAGGAGUGGAGCGCCUCGGAGGCCAACCUGUUCGAGGAGGCGCUCGAAAAAUAUGGCAAAGACUUCACCGACAUCCAGCAAGACUUUUUGCCCUGGAAGUCACUGACGAGUACCAUUGAGUAUUACUACAUGUGGAAAACCACAGAUCGAUAUGUGCAGCAGAAACGAUUAAAAGCUGCCGAGGCAGAAAGCAAGCUGAAACAGGUCUACAUCCCCAACUAUAACAAGCCAAACCCGAACCAGCUGAGUAACAACGUGAAGCCAGCUCUUCUAAACGGAGCAGCGGGUGCUGUUGUCCCUGGACCCCCGGGCUCAGGACAAGCCCCAGGUCUGGGCAGAGCCUGUGAAAGUUGCUACACCAGCAGCUCGUACCAGUGGUACUCCUGGGGACCGCCCAACAUGCAGUGUCGUCUUUGUGCUUCCUGCUGGACCUACUGGAAGAAGUACGGAGGCUUAAAAAUGCCAACAAGACUAGACGGCGAGAGGCCAGGACCCAACCGCAACAGCUCGAGCCCUCAUGGCCUCCCCCUUCGCCACAGCGGCAGCCCCAAGUUUGCUGUAAAGACCCGGCAGGCGUUUUACCUGCAGACCACCGGUCUGACACGGCUGGCCCGUCGCCUCUGCCAGGACAUCAUCCGGCCUCGAUACAUGGCCAGACACCCGUACCUCCCCGUCAACACAGCUGCCAUCAAAGCAGAGUGUGCUCUGCGAUUACCAGAUAAGCCAAAGCAGCUUCUGCAACUCAAACCGAUCGACCGUAAGCCUCUGGAAUCUGUGGUUCGCUACUUGGAAGCACAUCCACGUCCAUCCAAGCCUGACCCCCCGACUCGUGGAGGCUCGAUCUGUACUGGCAGCUUGACCCCCAUAAAGUCCUCUCCCAUCCUCAACAACGGCUCUCCCACCAUCCUGGGCAAGCGCACCUACGAGCAGCACAACGGGCUGGACGGUACCAAAUCCAAAGGGUUGACUCCUCAGUGGGACAUCAUGGCCAAACGUGUGGGUGAUGCAGGCCGGCCCUCGGCCUCCCUGCAGGAGGAACAUGUGCACGAACUGGACUGAACUCUGGGAACAAGCUGUGCUGCAAACCCUCUAAGUGGAGAUCUGAAAUGGAAAAGGCCUUUUCCUCUGAACCACAGCCGUGGGCAGCUGAAGGGAGGUGAAGACGGCUCGUUGGCAUCAAGCACGUUUCUUCAGUCCGUGCACGUCUGGCAGCUGAAGACUGAUCCAUCUGUUUGGUUUAUCAGGAGAUGAGCCUGACUGUACAGAACUGUGUUUAUUACUUACAUUUCUUAUUAUUACCGUCUUUGUAAUUAUUAUUGUUAUUAUUUUGUACCAACUAUAAUUCAGCUGAUUGUCAAUCAAACGAGGGAAACUUAAAGUUUCAUGAAAAAGAUUGUGAAACCCUGAGAUAAAGGGGAGAAGGAAGGCCACAUAAGCCACUUGUAUUUUCUACAUUUUACUUUUUUAAAGAGGUUGGGUGAAACGGACCGGCAGUUUUUGUUUUAGCAU
Nematolebias whitei (Rio pearlfish) is the source of this 2453-nucleotide messenger RNA. It is a transcript of the gene mta1, whose product is annotated as metastasis associated 1. The coding region runs from base 141 to 2003 and encodes 620 amino acids. Lineage: Eukaryota; Metazoa; Chordata; Actinopteri; Cyprinodontiformes; Rivulidae. Gene Ontology annotation, molecular function: histone deacetylase binding; transcription coactivator activity; transcription corepressor activity. Gene Ontology annotation, cellular component: NuRD complex; nucleoplasm. The transcript is spliced from 18 exons. The record is from RefSeq and is a predicted model, not a curated record. Gene Ontology annotation, biological process: negative regulation of transcription by RNA polymerase II; response to ionizing radiation; double-strand break repair.